GCCAGAGCAGCUGCAGUUCACAUCUCAGUCAGUACCUAGCAGAGCUGCUGGUGCCUCCACAGAACAUCUCCUGAGCGCUGCCCCUGGCUGACUAAGGUGAGGCACCAAUACAGGGACUUCCCAGCCACAGGCCCUGACUUGGGCACACGGCUGAGUCUUGCCUCCUGACUUCAUCUUCCUUGACAAGUGACCCCUGAGACGAGUCACUGGGCACCCCUGCAGCCUCCUUCUAUGACUCCGUCUGGAUUUGGCUGGUUGUGGGGACAAGCUCCAAGGGGCCGUGUGGGUCUCAGUGCAGCAGUAGCAGCCAGCUCUCCAGGCACCAUGGUGAAUGCCGGGAACUGAGGGGACAGCCUCUGCAGCCUCUGUGGAGGCACUAGGGACAGGAUGGAGAAUAAAGCCAUGUACCUGCACACCGUGAGCGACCGCGACACCGGUUCCAUCUUUGAGGAGCCCUUUGACGGCAGGAGCCUGUCCAAGCUGAACCUGUGCGAGGAUGGUCCAUGCCAGAAACGAAGGGCCGGUGGCUGCUGCACCCAGCUGGGCUCUCUGUCAGCCCUGAAGCAUGCUGUCCUGGGGCUCUACCUGCUGGUCUUCCUGAUUCUCGUGGGCAUCUUCAUCUUAGCAGUGUCCAGGCCCCGGAGCUCCCCAGAUGACCUGAAGGCGCUGACUCGCAACGUGAACCGGCUGAACGAGAGCUUCCGGGACUUGCAGCUACGGCUGCUGCAGGCUCCGCUGCAGGCAGACCUGACGGAGCAGGUGUGGAAGGUGCAGGACGCGCUGCAGAACCAGUCGGACUCACUGCUGGCGCUGGCUGGUGCAGUGCAGCGGCUGGAGGGUGCGCUGUGGGGGCUGCAGGCGCAGGCAGCGCAGACAGAGCAGGCGAUGGCCCUGCUGCGGGACCGCACAGGCCAGCAGAGCGACGCAGCGCAACUGGAGCUCUACCAGCUGCAGGUGGAGAGCAAUCGCAGCCAGCUGCUGCUGGGGCGUCACGCGGGCCUGCUCGACAGGCUGGCGCGCAGGAUGGGUGUCCUGGGCGAGGAGCUGGCCGAUGUGGGUGGUGCCCUGCGCGGCCUCAACUACAGCCUGUCCUACGACGUGGCCCUCCACAGCACACGGCUGCAGGACCUGCAGGUGCUGGUGAGCAAUGCCAGCGAGGACACACGCCGCAUGCGCCUGGUGCACAUGGGCAUGGAGCUGCAGCUCAAGCAGGAGCUGGCCAUGCUCAACACCAUCACGGAGGACCUGCGCCUCAAGGACUGGGAACACUCCAUUGCUCUGAGGAACAUCUCCCUAGCCAAAGGACCACCCGGCCCCAAAGGUGAUCAGGGUGACGAAGGGAAGGAAGGCGAGCCUGGAAUCCCUGGAUUACCUGGACUUCGAGGUCUGCCAGGAGAGAGAGGAACCCCAGGACUGCCUGGCCCCAAAGGCGAUGAUGGAGAGCCGGGAGCUACAGGAGCAAUGGGCAUGCGUGGGUUCAAAGGCGACCGAGGCCCAAAAGGAGAAAAAGGAGAGAAAGGAGACAGGGCGGGAGAUACCAGUGGCUUGGAGGCGUUGAUGGUCCGGCUGGUGAACGGCUCGGGCCCGCAUGAGGGCCGCGUGGAGGUGUACCAUGAGCGGCGCUGGGGCACCGUGUGUGAUGAUGGCUGGGACAAGAAGGACGGGGACGUGGUGUGCCGCAUGCUGGGCUUCCGUGGCGCACAGGAAGUGGCCCGGACGGCUAGAUUUGGGCAAGGCACAGGGAGGAUUUGGAUGGAUGAUGUCGCCUGCAAGGGCACAGAGGAUAGCAUCUUCAGCUGUACCUUCUCCAAAUGGGGGGUGACAAACUGCGGACAUGCUGAGGAUGCCGGAGUGACAUGCAGCAGACACUGAAAGUGGCACAGCCAAGGUCCAGACCCUACUGCCCAGCCUCCUUCAUGCAUUCCUGGGGUGGGGCCAUGGCUUGGGGCUCUCCUAAUGACACCUCUUCCCUGCCCAGUCCAGCAGCCCCUUACCCCACUAUCCUUAUCCCAGGACCAUGGUGGCCUGUUGUCAUUCUCCUCUUGGACCUCUGCUCCAAAUAACUCUGGGAUCUACUGCCUGUCUCUCCCUUCCACCAGAGUUCCUGUAUGUGGAGCCCUGGUCAACUGGAUUGCUAUGUUGCCUGGCCUCCUAAACACCAUGCAUCAGGCCUUAAUAUCCAUGUGCCCAUUGGUCUGUCAGUUACAGGUGAAUUCUGAGAGUGUGUUGAAGACAAAUGCUGCCAUGAAGAUGGGAGGGAGUUAUAACAGAUCAGUCACUUUUUAGAUAAUUCCCAAACCUCAGUUAGGCCAAGAGUUUUGACAUCUCUUCCUUUCCGGCAAGAGACAAUACUGAAGAUUCAUUUUUCUCUCUUUACUCUGCCUCUGCACACUUUGGUUAGUUUGGGGAAGUGACACAAAGAGGCCAGCUGUAGGAAGGAGAGGGAAAUGCAAGUCACCUGCAGGAAUUCAUCUGGAUUUGGAGAAGUGGAGUGAAACUAACAUUUAUUGAGUGACUGCCAUGUGUGCUACAUAGUAUCUUGAGUGCUAAAUUCAUUUAUCCACUUUGCUGCAUUUCUCCAAGGCAUGUUAGCUUAGGUAAGUAAGACCUUACCUCCAGGUAGCACUCAACUGACCCAUUCACCUGGCCUAUAAGUCAAAAAAUCGAGAAUGACGGAGACCAUUGUUUCCACCUGAACCUUAGAGUGCCUUUGCUAGGCUUAAGCAAAAACUCUGGUGCAAGACCUGUGUUACUAGAAGGUUACAUAUGCCAAAACCUAUGGGGUGUGACUGUGUGAUCAGACAUGACUGGCUUCAAUGCCAACCAUCCCCAUAGGAAGAAAGGUGGUUUGGAGGGUGACAUGGGGGCUGUUGGGGUUAAACUGAGACCAACACUCAGUCAUCUGUCAGUCAGGGUUAAAGCCAAGUCACCCGUGUCUUAGAGCUGUUUGGAGGUGAUGAUAUUGAACCUUCCAGGCCUCUUUGGGUGUAAUCCUGUGGUCAGGAGAACACAUAACCUGAUGCGUCCUAGAGGCAUAGAAAGAAAUGGGAUUCCUUAUCAUCUCCAGGGAAAGAAAGGGCCCUGGGCCUCUGCGAAUCGUCAACCUAUACCCCUCUCCUAGUGGCAGGAGGAUCUUAUUCUGCUUUUGACACAAGGAAAAGGUCAACCUGGGCCACCUAUGUGUUCUAGGACUAGGGGGUCUACAUGGUAGCAUAGGAGCACAGACCCACCUCGCCUGCGGGAGUCACAAACUCACAGGCCUCGGAUACACAGUCACCUGUCAUGUUGGGUGAGCAUCAGCUUGCCUGGGGACACCGGCACCUGGGACCCUCCAGGUGUGGGACCAGCAAAGUUCUUGGCUGACAACUAAACCCAUCUGUGCUAUUGGUUGUUCUUUGCUUACAGUAUGCUUGUUAUUCAUUAAUGUCCUAAUGAUCAGAGACUCUCCUUCUGACCAAUUGCUAUGUUUACAUAACACGCAUGUACUCAUGCAUUUUUUCCCCAGAGCCUAUAUAUAUAUAUAUGCAUAUAUAAACAUGGCACUGUUUACUGCAUAGCUCAGCACAUUGCAAAGUUUGUAUUAAAAAAAAUUACCAGAGGUGGAAAGAUGUCACAUUAAAUGAAAUAGAUUCCCAGAAUAGUUCUGGCAAAGAACCCAGUUAUGCCACCGAUGAAGACCUGUGUAACAAACAGUCUUACGUGGUCCUUUCAUUUGGAAAAAUGUUGUCUUGUUUUACAUCAAAUAAAAAUGAUGGUGAUAAGUGUUUGAAACUUAAAAUAAAAGUCUUACUAGUUUACAUACCUACUUAAGAGGACAUGGAAAUCACCAUGGACCUGUAUUUCAGGGACUAAAAGAAAUUAGGCCUGGCCUAAAAUACAUGAGACCUUUUGUAAGGAAGAAUUUCAAUAAAGCUAAAAACAUGUCAC
Molecule: messenger RNA, 3927 nt
Organism: Hipposideros armiger (great roundleaf bat)
Lineage: Eukaryota; Metazoa; Chordata; Mammalia; Chiroptera; Hipposideridae
Gene: SCARA5
Product: scavenger receptor class A member 5
Exons: 9
Coding region: 388-1872 (494 amino acids)
Biological process (GO): zymogen activation; iron ion transmembrane transport
Cellular component (GO): plasma membrane
Molecular function (GO): ferritin receptor activity; serine-type endopeptidase activity
Source: RefSeq, a predicted model, not a curated record